Molecule: messenger RNA, 3169 nt
Organism: Aspergillus ochraceoroseus IBT 24754
Lineage: Eukaryota; Fungi; Ascomycota; Eurotiomycetes; Eurotiales; Aspergillaceae
Product: putative NTP binding protein
Exons: 1
Coding region: 337-3078 (913 amino acids)
Source: RefSeq, a predicted model, not a curated record
CCGGGUUUGUUCAUCUCCGUUUGUUGGUACAUUCUUGAGCGUGGCGGCCUUGAUGCUCAACAUUCCAACUCUAUACGCGAACUCCCCUCCGAAUGGGCAGUGAGUCGACCCCGCCGAGAACAUGGCUCUCUGAGUUCCUUGCUGGUAGUUACGUGUGAUGAUAAUCUUCUUUCCUCAUUACCGAACAGCGGAUGGGCGACAAGGCGAAACAGCCAUACUGUUGACCUCUUCAUAGCACUGAAAAAAACCCGCUGCUUGAAGGGAUGGUUGAGUCGAGGGGUUGGCACUGACCUUGAAGCCGAUACUGGCAGUCCCUGCGACCGAUAGCCUGUGGUCAUGGAAGAGACUGUCCAUCUCCCCAAUGGGCAUUUGCUCAACUUUCCAACCCGAUCUCGAAACGGCAAGCGCCCAAGACCCAGUCCUGAUGCAAUUAAUCACAUACUCCGUGAUGAGCCUACAAAAAGGACAACCGAACAAUCUACCCAUUCAUACGGAGAGGAUAUAUCUCAACCCCACACACCAGAGGCAACCGGACGAAAGACUACACCUACCAGGCUUCCUCUCAAAGUCUUUGUGGAUAAGGACUGUACUCCAUCAAAGGGUAACUCAGCCGCGUCUGGCCACCAAGAACGCGGGGUUGGUGUACGUGUUCAGCCAAAGAAUUCGGAUGCCGCUCUAGACCGUGAAUCUCCCAGGGCAACCGAUAAAGAGCGCGAGCAGUACUGGCGAAAAGUUAGAGACAAGCUGGACAAAGACCGUCGAUUGCCACUCUCACCGCGCAACAAGGAAAAGCAGCAAAAGGAUUACUACCAUGAAGCGUACCGGAAGAUCAUCUCGUUGGCUAGCUCUCCUCGGCAGGAAAUAGCCAAACAUAAGUUGAAACACCUCGGGAUCGCUGCAACCGGGAAGGGGAUAUCCAAGCCAGGGGAUAAACUCGAGAAACUAGCCAAAACUCCUAGUCUCGGACAUCGAUCUGUUCUAGGGGAGGGCUCUCAGAGUGAUAGCGAGGGUCAUUCCAUUAUGCUCCGGAGGGGACGACGUGGUAGUGAACGAAGUGCUCUCCCAGGUACGAAUGAGACUACAUCACAGAAAUCUCCAGGGAAGACGGAGAAUACUACCCAUUCAUCCGACAACUCACGCUCUUCUAUAUCCCCUGUAUCGGGGCCGGCUACUUCAAUGACAGAAUGGGAAGAUAGAUUCGUGGUCAAUAUGCCGUCUGCGCGGGAGCCCAACCCACCUACGAUGAACGCGCAUCAGAUUGCUGAAUUUCAGAAGAGUAUUGAGAAAGUACAUAAAGAAGGUGGGGCGAUGCUCGAUCCCGAAACUCUUCCCAGCCCACGUACGACAACACCAGAGCAGAGCAACCCCUUUGGUCCGCGUGAAAGGAGACUGGGAACAUUUGAUGGCCAAGAUUCACGUCCGCCUCUUUCAAACGAAGAAGAUGAAGCCCAUAGCCGGCGAUAUUAUUGCCCUGAUGAGGUUGGAAGACCGAGAUGUAGCACAAUCUGGGAAGAGUCAUCUAUGGUACCGAAACAGAAAUCACCCCAAGCGAACGCAGAUGGUUCUUUUUUAGGGUGCAGGGAAAUCAAUGGACCGAACAACCGGAAUCCAGACGAAAUUUUACUCUUUUCGACCGUGGACGAGCGUCCCAAAGUCGUGAACAUUCCACCUCAAACGUCCAGAACACCCAGGGAACCCAAGCUCGUAGCCACGCAGCAUAUGACGGCAGCUUUGGAGGGGAAGACUGUGGUCCAAGAAGAAUGGAAACCAAUUUCUCAGAAUUUGAAGCAUGCCCAAUGCUCCAAGCCGUUACCGAAGACAAUGUGUCACGAGGUCCAGUGUCAACAAUCGGAACGAACAGAGAAAUCUACGAAAGGCCCAAGGAAAGAGAAUAUCGAGCUUUCUGCAAGGAAGACCAUGUCUUUCGAGCAGCAAAGACCGCAGAUCAAUCCCGACGAUGUAUACAUUAUCACACCUACUAUAACACGUACUAUGGUGACUAUGACCGAUAUAAAGGGCCACCUCCGCAAAACCCAGAGGCCGCCAGAACCCAGUUCUCGCAGCGCAGGAGAGAUCAUCACCGACUCUCGCACAAAACUUCGGAUAAACACAAAACCUCAAACGAGUGUCUCCCCUUCGGGUUUACGACGGGCGAGUCAAAAUUCUUGGGAAAGGUCAAACGUGCCAUCUGCAAUACCUUCAAGAAAAACUCCUACGACGAACACGCCUACCGCAAGGCAUCUCCCAGAACCAGAGAUCGUUAUAGAAAAGCCGAGAGUUAUGCGUGGGUACAUCCGUACGCCAGGCAUAGUCAGAUCGUCCACGGAAACCCUCAUCGCUCCCGUGGCCUCUAGCACUCCGAAGCCUCCUCCUAUUCAUGGCCCAGCAACUAUAGCUGGAAGCCUUCCUUUAAUGAAAAACACUAUGGGCUCUCCACUGUUAGGGACCUCGCGCCCAGAAAGCAGGAUAACUUCAGCACCGUCAACCAUCCAGGACCACCCGGAGAGCCGAAGGAUCCUGCGGGAAGCGAAAGUGGUUGAAGUUGCUGAGUUAGAUGGACAGCAGGUGGAAGAUCCCCGAGAAGCCACCCCUAAUAUCAAACCUACUGGUCCUGAUCUCGACUUGCGGGACCACAAAAUGCAGGCUGAUGCGAAGGGGAUCAUAAGGUUGGAGUCCCUUAACCUCAUCAUUGAUAUGGUUCUUGUCUUCACGGCGCAGGCACACGGAUUUUAUGGCCAGAUCAAGGCAAACAGACGCUCCAAAUCUGUCCUGCUCAAAUUAUUUCUGAACGGUAUUCUGGGGAUGCUGGAGCAUUGUUUACACGUUGCGAGGAAUAUUUUAGCCGUUGUAUCAACAUACAAUGCGACAGGGGAUUGGCCUAAGACUAACGACAAGGAUCUUGCUAGGUCAUUAGCUGAAAUCGGGCAGGCCAUGGUAUACCUCGUGGUUCUCGGGUUCAUUAUGAUGAUUGUUGGGCGAGCGGCAGGGUAUGUGGUUCUCAUCGGAAGCUGGGUAGUAUGGUUUGCGAGACCUUUUGCUCUCGUCUUUGCCACAGUUGGGAGAGCGUUGUUGGUCUAAGUGGGAUCUUCUUGGCCUCUUAUCUCCUCCUUUUUCUAACCUUGUUCCUAUUCUUAUCGUGUUUCUAUUUUUUUUUUUUUUUUUCACCUGG